Messenger RNA from Ornithodoros turicata, 779 nucleotides. RefSeq names its product domesticated amidase effector 2-like. Lineage: Eukaryota; Metazoa; Arthropoda; Arachnida; Ixodida; Argasidae. The coding region runs from base 79 to 573 and encodes 164 amino acids. The transcript has 4 exons. The record is from RefSeq and is a predicted model, not a curated record.
UUACCACCGCUCACACCCUUAUUGGCGCGGGUACAUAAGCUCUAGCACGACGAUUCAUCAAACAUUCAUCGCGAGAAAAUGAAGUUUUUAAUAGUAUCCACAGCGGCGUUACUGCUGGCUUUAGUGACGGGUAUCCUUGGAACUCCAGGGCGUGGACAGCGCCGCCUCUUGCCCCCCUCUCGGUACUCCGAUCCCGGGUUGUCACCAGAUGCCGGGUUCAUUCAAUGCGCAGACCCAACUCCGUUAGUGGGUCAAUGGGUUAUCAACCGUUACGACGAUAAGGAAUGUCUGUCUCUGGUCAAGGAAAAAUGCGGAAACCUGGUACAGUAUACUACGCAACAGUGGCACGAAGGCAUAAAGGUACGUGAAAAUUGCGGUGAUAUCCCCCGGUGGACGGCCAUUGCAACCUUCACCGCUGGAUGGGACAUAUAUCUAAGAUGGGGUGGUCAUGCAGCCAUUUUUGAAUCCUGCACUCCAGAUGGCAUCUGGGUUUACGACCAGAAUGCCACCCAUCCAGUACACAGAUGGCGCUUCAACAAUUAUGACAACCUCUUCACUAUUCGGGUGCGGUAGGAAAGUACGUCAGGAAAAAGAAGUGUGUGAUCCAAUAUGUACCUUAUGUCUGAUUGCUUGCCUUGCAAAAUAACUGGUCUGCAUCUUCCUUUUGUUCUUGCGGUGUUGCGCCCGAAAGGGUAUAUAUAUAUAUAUAUAUAUAUAUAUUUUAAUCUAUGUGUUAAAUUGUCCAAUAAAUAAAUUAGUUUUUGUUAACGUUCCUGUAA